This is a messenger RNA of Huiozyma naganishii CBS 8797, 906 nucleotides long. It is a transcript of the gene CWC2, whose product is annotated as active spliceosome conformation promoter CWC2. Gene Ontology annotation, cellular component: U2-type catalytic step 1 spliceosome; U2-type catalytic step 2 spliceosome; Prp19 complex. Gene Ontology annotation, molecular function: U6 snRNA binding; pre-mRNA binding; metal ion binding. Lineage: Eukaryota; Fungi; Ascomycota; Saccharomycetes; Saccharomycetales; Saccharomycetaceae. The transcript has a single exon. The record is from RefSeq and is a predicted model, not a curated record. The coding region runs from base 1 to 906 and encodes 301 amino acids.
AUGGCUGUAUAUCAAUGGAGAGACCGGCGCGCGAGACGGCAAGUGAAAGAGGAGGAGUUGCCCUCCGGGUUGCCGCCGCAGAGCGGUGUGACGUUCAACGUAUGGUACAACAAGUGGUCCCAUGGGGACUCGUCUCGAGGCUCGCAGCGGUUUGUGAGCCCCUUCAGGCUGGACCCGGCGCGGGACAGUGGACGCACGCGGUCUUCAGGGGAUGUUGACGCGCAGUUUUGCCUGUUCUUUGCUCGAGGGUGUUGCGUUUUGGGUCCGCAGUGCACGUACUUGCACCACAUACCGGAGGACGGUGCAGAGGGCCCCCGUAUGCCCGUGAGGGACUGCUUUGGCAGGGAGAAGUUUUCUCAGUACAGGGAUGACAUGGGUGGUGUUGGGUCCUUCAAUAACGCCAACCGUACUUUGUACAUUGGUGGGAUUGCCGGUGCACUGAACGAUAAACCGCUGAAACCGUUGCAGAUUGAAAGCCGGCUGCGAUACUUGUUCAAUAAGCUGGGAGCCCUAGACAGGAUCCGGUACGUGGAAGCCAAGAACUGUGCAUUCGUCACGUUUAAGAGCACUGCGAACGCGGAGUUUGCUAAGGAGGCUAUGACGAACCAGACACUGCUCGUUCCUACAGACAAAGAGUACCCACAGCGACUGGAGGGUUCCGGGCUGCUUGUCAAAUGGUCGCACGAGGACCCUGACCCAGAGGCCCGUGCUCGUGCUCAGAAACAGACGCACUCGAACUCGUUGCAACUGAUGAACCGUAUCUUGCAGGACCAUGCCCAGGGGAAUGACACAACGGCCACCAAAGUAAGACCCAGAGAUGCAGACGCAGACGGAGACACGGCAACGCACAAACGACAGAAGCUCGUCGAGUACAGCUCGUCGUCCGACGACUCUGACGGCGCCUGA